Lithohypha guttulata is the source of this 432-nucleotide messenger RNA. RefSeq lists its product as uncharacterized. The coding region runs from base 1 to 432 and encodes 143 amino acids. The transcript is spliced from 3 exons. NCBI's taxonomy places the organism in Eukaryota, Fungi, Ascomycota, Eurotiomycetes, Chaetothyriales, Trichomeriaceae. The record is from RefSeq and is a predicted model, not a curated record.
AUGAUUACUCCUGCCGCGACGGAUGAUUACAUCGAUGUGAUCGCUACGAACACUAUCAAUCGACAGACAUAUACGAUUGCUGCAAAUCAGUCGUGGCAAGAGACACAGGCCGUAACUUGGGAUACCAACGAGUUUACUCAGACGACUGAUCUGCCAUUCGUUGUGGCUACUUAUACUCUUAUGAUCUACGAUGCAGCCAAGGAACCGACUGCCGUUGCAAGUGCUGGCGCUCUUGGUGGCUUCUCCAACCUGCAGUUUGGUGUCUAUACUCCUCAACCCUAUACUCCUCUGAACGAAUUCAAAUGCGCUACUUGCAGCAGCGGCGCCAUAUCCCUCCACGAGAAGCAAGCGCUAAGCAUUCUGCUCGGAACCUGCACGAUCACAGUCCUCUCCUUUACUUGGUUUGCUUCGGGUGUAUUUCACCUCUUCUAG